Messenger RNA from Anopheles nili, 5092 nucleotides. Its product is annotated as probable phosphorylase b kinase regulatory subunit alpha. Gene Ontology annotation, biological process: glycogen metabolic process. The coding region runs from base 1 to 3726 and encodes 1241 amino acids. Lineage: Eukaryota; Metazoa; Arthropoda; Insecta; Diptera; Culicidae. Gene Ontology annotation, molecular function: calmodulin binding. Gene Ontology annotation, cellular component: phosphorylase kinase complex. The transcript is spliced from 10 exons. The record is from RefSeq and is a predicted model, not a curated record.
AUGCGUAGCCGAAGCAAUUCCGGGGUACGCCUCGAUUACUAUCAGCGGAUAGUGCAUCGCUUAAUCAUGCGCCAUCAGCAACCAGUUACUGGGUUAUUUCCAGCUAGCCCACAAACUCAACACGCUUGGAUUCGCGAUAACGUGUACUGCAUACUGGCAGUUUGGGGUCUCUCAAUGGCAUACAAAAAAAUAGCUGAUCAGGACGAAGACCGUGCUAAGGCGUAUGAGUUAGAGCAGUGUUGUGUGAAACUCAUGCGCGGUCUGCUGAUGGCUAUGAUGAAUCAGAAGGAAAAGGUAGAACGCUUCAAAAUAUCGCAAAAUCCGCUGGAUUCGUUGCACGCGAAGUAUUCGAGUCGAAACGGGCAAAUCGUGGUUGGCGACAGUGAAUGGGGCCACUUGCAAAUCGAUGCCAUUUCGUUGUAUCUGCUUAUUCUGGCUCAGAUGACAGCUUCUGGACUACAGAUUGUAUUCUCGCUCGACGAAGUCGCGUUUAUUCAGAACCUUGUGUUCUACAUCGAGUCUGCCUAUUGCAUCCCGGACUACGGUAUAUGGGAACGAGGAGAUAAAUCGAACCAUGGUCAGCCAGAGCUCAAUGCUAGCUCGAUCGGUAUGGCGAAAGCAGCGCUCGAAGCCAUGAAUGAGCUAGAUUUGUUCGGUGCCCGCGGUGGCUCCGGUUCCGUGAUACACGUGCUGGCGGAUGAGGCGCAUAAGUGCCAAGCUGUGUUACAGUCAAUGCUGCCUCGUGAAUCCAACAGUAAAGAGCUGGAUGCAGGCUUGCUAUCGGUUGUCGGGUUUCCUGCAUUUGCCUGCGAUGAUCCUCAACUCAUCGAAACAACCCAGGAGGCAAUUAUAACACGGCUUCAGGGAAGAUAUGGUUGCAAACGAUUCCUGCGUGACGGUUAUAAGACUCCCAAGGAAGACAACACGCGGUUAUACUAUGAGCGCUGGGAGUUACGUAUGUUUGAGAAGAUAGAGUGCGAAUGGCCCUUGUUCUUCUGCUACCUCAUUCUGAACAAGGCGUUUCAAAACGACAAACAAGCCGUCGCUGAAUACUCGCAAAAGUUGGAAGAUAUUCUUGUCAAAACAGAGGAGGGCAUGAAGCUGAUACCGGAAUUAUACGCUGUACCGGACAAAGCGGUUGCUGCUGAGUAUCAGGCUCCCGGUAGCCAGCAACGAGUAGUCGUCGGACGCUGUCCGUUUCUUUGGGGUCAAUCACUCUAUAUACUUGGUAAACUGUUACAGGAGGGCUUUCUUGCAGUUGGAGAACUGGAUCCGCUAAACCGGCGCCUUGGUGCACAGAAAAAACCAGACGUAGUUGUGCAGGUGGUCAUUCUCGCCGAGGACAACGACAUUCGUGACAAGUUGGCUGAGCACGGGAUACAUGUUCAAACUAUCGCAGAUGUCGCCCCGAUUGAAGUACAGCCUGCCAGAGUACUUAGUCAUCUGUAUACGUACCUUGGACGAAACAAAAAACUUGGCUUAUCAGGUCGCAAAUCUCGCGACGUUGGAAUACUCAGCACAAGCAAGCUGUAUUCACUGAAAGAUCGCAUCUUCGCAUUCACACCGCAGUUCUCCGACGUGAACCGAUUCUAUAUUGCAUCGGACAACGAGCUCAUGAUUGACUUGCUGAAGGGAGAGAUUAACUUCCUGAAAUCAGCUUGGCAGAACCUGCUUGGCCGCCCUCUGCUCACAUUGGUGCUGAAAACUGUACAUCUAGAUAAUAACAAAGUUCCACUAGCUAUGAUCCAGACGAUGAAAAAAUUGAAAUCUGGCUAUAUCAGUGGUACUCGCGUAAUUCUUGGUAACUUGGGCGAUUUCAUCAACACUUCCGCCAUUACGGACCUUAGCUUUUUAGGUAGUCAGGAGGAUGGCUAUCCCGAUAAGCUGAACCCAGCUGUGCAAGCGUAUUUAGAUGAGCAUCUGUUGCGAUCCUUUAGUCACCGCGCUUCAACUACGUCAAUUCGCUCUUCUGGACUUCGACCGAAGAACCUUCGCCGUCGUAUGUCCGUGAAGGGUGCCAUCAAGAAGACACGCUCGAUCAACGUUGACUCGGAAACUCUUGGCAUGGAGGGUAAUGUUACCGAGCGACGUCUGUCUCACGUCACACCUCAGUGGCUCGAGCCAAAUCAGACAACUAUUGGAACUAGUGCUGCUGGAGGUAGCGGUGCUACUGCGGGCGGUUCGCCAGCAUCACGCGACCCGUCUCCUAAUACCCAAGUGCAACCUCGUUACGGUGAACGUGUUUCACUAGAUGACGACGGCAAAAAACUGCACAUUCAAACCUCGGCAACUGCAGCAAUGCCAAAGAUACAUAUUCAACCUCUGCCGAGACACCGUCCUACAACGGAGACGAAUUUCGAAAACACUGAAGUGGAAGAGUUGAUUGCCAUGCUGCGGGAAACAGAAAGCCUCGAGGAACAAGGCGAUAUUCUACAGCAUCUUGUGGAUACACAGGGACUUGAUUUUAAUACCGAGUUGACGGGUGGUGUUAAUGAAGAUUCCCCUUCCCAAGGCAUGUUGGAGGAAGGCAGGGUCGUGACGGUGCGUGGCCUGUUGAAGGGCCUGUAUGAAAAGGCCUGUCAGCAGAAGAUGUGGGGUCUGGUGCGUCAUACAGCCGGUAUGCUGGGAAAGCGUGUCGAGGACCUGGCAAAGGCAGUCACUGAUUUACUUGUCAGACAAAAACAGGUAACCGUUGGCAUGCCACCAAACAGCGAGCACACGAUCACAGCUCCACUGCCCGAGAUGGAACUACGCUCUGUGAUCCACGAAGCAUACGGUGACGACGAGAGUACGGCAAUGUUAUCCCAGGAGUUGCUCGUCUAUCUGGCGAUGUUUAUACGCACCGAGCCGCAGCUGUUUCAUGAAAUGCUGCGUCUGCGUGUUGGUCUCAUCAUCCAGGUGAUGGCGAAGGAGCUGUCGCGAACGCUCAACUGCGACGGCGAGCAAGCCUCCGAACAUCUACUCAAUCUGUCACCGUUCGAAAUGAAAAAUUUGCUGCACCACAUUCUCAGCGGCAAAGAGUUUGCCAUCAACAGUGUUGCUCGUGGCAACAUCUCCAUUGUGAGCUGCAAAUCAAGCAGGGUGAGCAAGAAAAGCCAAAUUGGCAUUGGCGAACCGGAGAGCACCGAGGGUUCCCUGAUUGAUGAUCGGCAGGGUCAAUGGCUGCGUCGUCGUCGACUUGACGGAGCACUCAAUCGCGUGCCACGUGACUUUUAUCCACGCGUCUGGACGGUUUUGGAGCGCUGCACAGGCUUAGCUAUCGAGGGGCGCAUCCUUCCACAGAGCCUCACGCAGGAAAUGACUCCAAACGAGCUCAAGUUUGCGCUUGAGGUCGAGACCGCAUUAAACACGAUCCCGCAGCCAGAGUAUCGGCAACUGGUCGUCGAGGCGUUGAUGGUGCUGACGCUCGUAACCGAGCACAACAUCCUUGCCUCGAUUGGUGACAUCAUCUACGUAGAGCAUUUGGUGCACAAAGCAAACCAGCUGUUCCUUGAGGAUCAGCGUAAGGGCCAUGGGGAUGCGAUGCUGUGCUGUGCAAAGAAUAAGGACAUUCGCGAGACAACCACUGCUGGUCUUUUGCUUUGCGGAGGGGCUGCCUAUAUUUGCCAGCAUCUGUACGACAGUGCCCCAAGUGGUAGCUACGGUACAAUGACAUAUAUGGCACGAUCGGUCGCUUCAGUACUCGAGCUGCCGAAACACGGCGAUAUGGAUUGUACGAUUUCUUAAGGGGGUCGAUGUUUAAACCAGCGAAUCCAAACAAGGAUAAGAAUCGAUAUCAUAAAAAUCGGCCAACGCUUAAAUAACACUGAUUAAAGCUGAGGCUAAUUAAUUGUUGCAAGAAACCCAUCAAGGGAAUAAUUAUUUAUCCCGUUAGCGUCAUCCACUUAUGUAUUUCUGUGUUACUUAACCACAUUGCAUAUAGAACUUGAAGGUUUAGCUCGAUUAGAAGGACUCUAAUUGUUUUUUUCUUCUGAAAAUGUAGCAGAUGCGAUUUGUAAUUAACGACUAGAAAGUAGCUUUUUGGUACAUCAGGCGUGUUACGUUGACAUAAUGGUUUAAGCGAUAUGUUUUAAUCAAUGCAGAAUGGCUGGUGCAUAGUAACCAAAAGCAUUAUCCUUUGCUCUCAAAAUAAAAAAAUAUAAUUCAAUCUAUUGUUUUCUUGUUCGUUGAGACCAUCCAGAAAAUAUCCAUCCUUUAGUAGGCUUUUCGAUGAAUAUCUUACGACUGUUAUAACUGCUUACUUCGAUUAUGUGAUACCCUCUUCGUGCAGAGCAACAACAUGUAACAUCGCGUACCUAAGCGUAGGUGCCCGGGCUAAUUACAAUGAGGGAAAUGAGAUGUAAAAUAAUCGGAAUAUCGCCAUUGAGCAGAAUAAUCUUAUUGCAAAAGAUUUGAGCAUAUUUUAUUUAUAAACGGCUUGCACUCUGUUACAGAAUUGGUACCAAAGAAUGACUGUGUUAAAUAAAGAAAAAAAAAAGUAGCAAAAAGAGAAUCCGCACGUUACCGAACAUGACUUCGACGCCAACAAUGUUCGUAACUGUAGCGACAACUUCUUUGUAAUACAUUUACAGUGCUGAAACAAGGAAAUAUUCGACUAUUUCCGCUAUUUCUUGCACAUAGCAGCAUCCAACGAAUCGCAUUUCUGUUCCGGAUCCAUGCUCGUAUCCAUCUCAUCCAUCUCGUUACCGUCCCCUGGCUUAGCCUGAAGCACGAAACGUUCAAGGUUAUGUAACUCAACUGCAGGGGCUGCGUUCCUGACAUAACAGAAGAGCUUAGCCAGCUCGUCAUCAAGCGCAUCGCUUAAACGUACAUAUGCUUUGUCCAAUAUUUUACAAAGUUGAUCAACCAAGAGACGAAUUUCUCCGUUACGCGUUUCGGUGGCACAGUCAUGUUCGAACUUGGCUGGUAGCAACACUUGAAUCAAACAUUGGAUAUAAUUGCUCAUGCAGCUCCGCAUGUAUGCACUUUCGUUGCCUGUUGCCGGUAAGUGGCAUUGCAAGGAUUCUACCACCUUCGGAAUAUGGGACCGUAGCAGCUCAUCCUGAGCCAGGGAAAGUGCUUCCGUUUGCGUACACUGGGGAUAUACCUAUAU